CGAACAGACGUGUUCGGGGGCUCGCCACCCGGCAAUCCUGGGAGACGUCCCAGGAUCAGGGGAGGACCAGGGACGCCUGGUGGACCCCUUGGCAGAGGAUUAUUGUGUUUUGGUCUCACCGCGUCUCGGGAGGCGCGCUCUGCCAUCGGACUCUUUCUUCUAUUUCUACGGCACUCGGUCUCGUCGCCGUUUCUGGUUUCUUUUUGUCUUAGUUGUGAUAGGUCUUUGCGUCGUCGUUCCCCUAUUGGAAAUUUUCGAGAUGGGGCAAAGUGCCCUUACGCCCCUCUCCCUUACUCUAGAUCAUUGGAAAGAUGUCAAAGCCAGGGCUCACAAUCUGUCCAUGGAGAUCAAAAAAGGAAAAUGGCAGACUUUCUGUUCGUCUGAGUGGCCCACAUUCGGCGUAGGUUGGCCGCCAGAGGGAACCUUUGAUCUUACUGUCAUUUUUGCAGUUAAAAAGAUUGUUUUUCAGGAGACCGGAGGACACCCGGACCAGGUUGCCUAUGUCGUGGUAUGGCAAGACCUCGCCCAGAAUCCCCCUCCCUGGGUGCCACCCUCCAGCAAAGUCGCUGUUGUUUCGGGAUCAGAAAAUACUCAAAGGCCACCUACAAGGAAGCCUUCCGCCCCUCCCCAACCCCCCGUCCUCCCGACACCAGACGACUCGCUCCUUCUCUCUGAGCCCCCGCCCUACCCGGCGGCCCUGCCGCCUCCUCUGGCCCCUCAGGCGAUCGGACCGGUGCCGGGCCAGGCGCCCGAUAGUUCCGAUCCUGAGGGACCAGCCGCUAGGACCAGGAGUCGCCGUGCCCGCAGUCCGGCAGACGACUCAGGUCCUGACUCCACUGUGAUUUUACCCCUCCGAGCCAUAGGACCCCCAGCCGAGCCCAACGGCCUAGUUCCUCUACAAUAUUGGCCUUUUUCCUCAGCAGAUCUUUAUAAUUGGAAAUCUAACCAUCCUUCUUUUUCUGAAAAACCAGCAGGACUCACGGGACUUCUUGAGUCCCUUAUGUUCUCUCACCAGCCCACUUGGGACGAUUGCCAACAGCUACUCCAGAUCCUCUUCACCACUGAAGAGCGAGAAAGGAUUCUUCUGGAGGCCCGCAAGAACGUUCUCGGGGACAACGGGGCCCCUACACAACUCGAGAACCUCAUUAAUGAGGCCUUCCCCCUCAAUCGACCUCAAUGGGAUUACAACACGGCCGAAGGUAGGGAGCGUCUUCUGGUCUACCGCCGGACUCUAGUGGCAGGUCUCAAAGGGGCAGCCCGGCGCCCCACCAAUUUGGCUAAGGUAAGAGAGGUCUUGCAGGGACCGGUAGAACCCCCCUCGGUUUUCUUGGAACGCCUGAUGGAGGCAUAUAGGAGAUACACUCCGUUUGACCCCUCUUCUGAGGGACAGCAGGCGGCAGUUGCCAUGGCCUUUAUCGGCCAGUCAGCCCCAGAUAUCAAGAAAAAGUUACAAAGACUAGAGGGGCUCCAAGACUUUUCCUUACAAGACUUAGUAAAGGAGGCAGAAAAGGUGUACCACAAGAGAGAAACAGAAGAAGAAAGACAGGAAAGAGAAAAAAAAGAGACAGAAGAGAGAGAGAGACGGCGUGAUAAACGCCAAGAAAAAAAUUUAACUAGGAUUUUGGCCACAGUAGUAAGUGAUAAAGGGUUUACAGAUAAGCAGAAAGGGACCCUGAGCAACCGGGCAAGACCGACACCUAGGGACAAAAGGCCUCCUCUCGACAGGGACCAGUGCGCCUACUGCAAAGAGAAAGGCCACUGGGCAAGGGAAUGCCCCCGAAAAAAGAAAAACGACAAAAAAGCUAGGGUUCUAUCCCUAGACGACUAGGGGAGUCAAGGUUCGGACCCCCUCCCCGAACCUAGGGUAACAUUGACAGUGGAGGGGACCCCCAUCGAGUUUCUGGUCGAUACCGGGGCUGAACAUUCGGUACUGACCCAACCCAU
This is a messenger RNA of Cynocephalus volans (Philippine flying lemur), 1944 nucleotides long. Its product is annotated as RNA-binding protein 25-like. The coding region runs from base 260 to 1828 and encodes 522 amino acids. The transcript has a single exon. Gene Ontology annotation, molecular function: zinc ion binding; nucleic acid binding. Gene Ontology annotation, biological process: virion assembly. NCBI's taxonomy places the organism in Eukaryota, Metazoa, Chordata, Mammalia, Dermoptera, Cynocephalidae. The record is from RefSeq and is a predicted model, not a curated record.